UGCUCCGUGCCGUCUCUGCUGCCCCGCUUCCCCCGCGGUCCCCCGGAAACCUCUGGGCCCGCUGCGGGGGGACUGGCGGUCACCGCGGCCGGCGGCCCCAGCCCGAAGCUGGGAGGGCCCGCAGCCCCCUCCGUCCUGGGGAGCGCCCGGAGCUCUGCUCUGCUAGGGGCUGCUCUUAAUCGCCUACGAUGAGGAUCCGUCUGGCGAGAAGAUGGACGUGGGUCCGCAAGAGCUGCCUAUUUCUCGGCUUCUUGAUGAUCGCUUACUUUGUGGUCGAGCUGUCGGUUUCUUCCUUCGGUGCCUCCCUGGCCGGGGAGAGCAUCACCAAAGGGAAGUGGGAGAGGCGCUUUUCUGACAGAGCAGAAGAGGCUGUGGAUUUGGCUCGUCCAGUUUAUGACAAAUCCCCGCCUGAUCCCUAUGCCCCUGGAGAAUGGGGUAAGCCCUCUCGCCUGCAGCUGAGUCCCGAGGAAAAGAAACAGGAAGAAGAGCUGAUUGAGAAGUAUGCAAUUAAUAUUUAUUUGAGUGAUAAAAUCUCUCUUCACCGGCACAUUGAAGAUAAUCGACUGAGUGGCUGUAAAACUAAAUCUUAUGACUACAGAAGACUGCCCACAACAUCUGUUAUAAUUGCUUUUUACAAUGAAGCCUGGUCAACGUUGCUGCGGACAAUACAUAGUGUUCUUGAAACAUCACCUUCAGUGCUUCUCAAAGAAAUUAUACUGGUGGAUGACUUGAGUGAUAAAGUGUAUUUGAAGACUGAACUUGAAAAAUACAUAAGCGGUCUGAAAAGAGUUCGUUUGAUAAGAACCAACAAACGAGAAGGAUUGGUUCGUGCACGCUUGAUUGGUGCUACCUUUGCUACUGGUGAUGUCCUCACGUUUCUAGACUGUCACUGUGAAUGUGUAUCUGGUUGGCUGGAACCACUGCUUGAGAGGAUUGCUGAGAAUGAGACUGUUAUUAUUUGUCCUGUCAUUGACACCAUUGACUGGAAAACAUUUGAAUACUACAUGCAGACGGCAGAGCCCAUGAUCGGGGGGUUUGACUGGCGUCUGACGUUCCAGUGGCACUCAGUGCCUAAACAUGAACGCCUCAGGCGCAAAUCAGAAACUGACCCAAUCAGAUCCCCAACUAUGGCUGGUGGCUUGUUUGCUGUCAGCAAGAAGUAUUUUGAGUACCUGGGUACCUACGAUACAGGAAUGGAUGUUUGGGGAGGGGAGAACUUAGAAUUAUCAUUUAGGGUUUGGCAGUGUGGAGGCAUGUUGGAAAUUCAUCCAUGCUCCCAUGUAGGCCAUGUGUUUCCAAAGCGUGCGCCCUACGCUAGACCGAAUUUCCUUCAGAACACGGCACGUGCUGCAGAGGUAUGGAUGGAUGAGUACAAAGAGCACUUUUACAACAGAAAUCCUUCAGCAAAAAAAGAAAACUAUGGAGAUAUUUCUGAGAGAAAGAUACUAAGAGAGCGUUUAAAAUGCAAGAGUUUUACCUGGUAUUUAAAGAACAUAUUUGCUGAGUUGCAUGUACCAGAAGAUCGUCCCGGCUGGCAUGGUGCUAUCCGCAGCGCAGGAAUAGCUUCCGAAUGCCUUGACUACGUCUUACCAGAACAUAAUCCUACUGGGGCUCACCUUUCUCUUUUCGGGUGUCAUGGCCAGGGAGGCAAUCAAUUUUUUGAAUACACAUCAAAUAAGGAGAUUAGAUUUAACUCUGUAACUGAGCUAUGUGCUGAAGUCCCCGAGCAUGAAGACUUUAUAGGUAUGAGGAGCUGCCCAAAAGAUGGAUCUCCUAUCCCAGAAAUUAUUAUAUGGCAUUUCAAAGAAGAUGGGACUAUUUAUCAUCCUCAUUCGGGAAAGUGCCUUACUGCUUAUCGUACAACUGAGGGGCGUGCUGAUGUGCAAAUGGGAGCUUGUAAUGCUGCAGAUAAAAAUCAGAUUUGGAAAUUUGAGAAAUAAUCACUGCUGGUAGUACAAUUCAAAUGGACUCUGAUAUCCAAGGAUUUAUAUGCGUGAGCAGAUAGUGAUGUUUAGUUGUAUACCUUGGAAUGUCUUCAGAUGCAUUCCUAGUGGUGUAAAAACUAUAUCGCUGUGGUGAACUGUAUGGAAAGCAAAAGUAAAUACUUGGAUUUAAUUUCUAAAACAUUGAAUACAGAUCUAAUGCCUUUUAUUUUUUUAAAACUUUGAUCUGUUAUUUUCUUACUUUGGUCUAUCUUGAUUAUGGUUAAUCAAAGGCUUUUGAGUGGACUGAGGAGGGACUUUUUUUUCUUUAAAAAAAAAAUCUACACAUUAAACCUGCAAGAUAGUGUUACAUGACAGUAAAAAAUCUUUACUUACCAAAGUAAAAGUUAAGGUUCUUGCAGUGGAAUUAACUGACCUGUGUUGCAGUUACAUUUUAAGAUAUGUAUCUUAACACCCUAAAUGAUGCUACAGUAGCAUGUGAUUGAAUCAGCAUCGAUGUGCAAAGUUGAGGCUUAAGCCUUGUAAUAUUUUGCAGUUUUCUGGGAAUUUACAGGCUAUUAAGGGUUCCAGGGUGGCAACUAGCUGUACUACUUUGAAGAAAUGGAAGUUUUUCUAGUAGAUGGGCUUUGGCACUGCUUUGCAGUCUUGUGCCUAUUCUGGAAAACUUAACUCAUGACGGCAAGUCAGGAGUUCUCAUGUGUUUGGAGUGCCGUAGCAGUGGAACCAGGGAUGUGCUGGCCAUACCACAAAUGGGAAGAAAUAGUUGCCUUAUGAGAACUCUGUUUAAGGGUAAUGGAGAAGGAAAGAAAGCAAACAUUGUAUUGGCUACUGCUGUUUCUUAGCUAUAUCUUUAAUAUUUACGUUACCUCUGUGUAAGCUUUUCCACCGUAAGCCUGGCAUCCCAGAGACACAUAACUGAGGUUAUAUACCAUACAGUGUAUCCUUUUUUAUUUCCUGUCCGUCAGUGGGUUAGAGGAAGGAGAUGCAGAGGAAAACUUGGGCUGUUUUAUUUUGAGUUAUGUGUUUGGCACCAGCUGGCAUGCAUCAGCCCUAGAUAGAGUUUUGAAAUAAUGUAGCAUACAUUUUUCUAGUGACAGUAGUACCAUGGAGACCUAAGGUUGGAAAAGGUUGGGAAG
Athene cunicularia (burrowing owl) is the source of this 3079-nucleotide messenger RNA. It is a transcript of the gene GALNT4, whose product is annotated as polypeptide N-acetylgalactosaminyltransferase 4. Gene Ontology annotation, cellular component: Golgi apparatus. Lineage: Eukaryota; Metazoa; Chordata; Aves; Strigiformes; Strigidae. The record is from RefSeq and is a predicted model, not a curated record. Bases 189 to 1940 code for a protein of 583 amino acids. The transcript has 2 exons.